CUCCCUCAUCAUUUGACAGCCUGACAAAACGCGGCUUCUCUCUCUCUCUCUCUCUCUCUCUCUUCCUGUCGUGCUCGCUCGCUCGCUGUCUCUUUCUCCCUGAGCUAAAAUUAGCAACACCCUGUUCGAAACGAGCUCGUUUCAAGAAAAAGAGAAACCGUUGAAAGGAAGGAGAGGACCCAUUUGUUCUUGGAGGUCGAUCGACUCGAUUCAAGAUUGAUCUCCGGCGAGUCCCGGCAAGAACACACAGAAGAAAGCCUUGCAAUGGCCCCCAACCCGUUUUCCUGCGGUUGCCUUCUGUUCUUCCUGUUCAUCGGCUUGGCAUCUUCCUCUUUCAUUCAUGAUGGCAUCUUUGAAUCUCGGGAAGCUGGUGGCCGUAGCCUUCUUCAGGCCAAAAAGAGUUGCUCUGUAGACUUCGAGAACCAGAACUACACAAUCCUCACGAGCCAGUGCAAGGGACCCCAAUACACAGCCAAGCUCUGCUGUGGAGCUUUCAAAGAAUUCGCGUGUCCCUUCGUCGAUCAAAUAAAUGACCUCACAACUGAUUGUGCUUCCACCAUGUUCAGCUACAUUAACCUUUACGGAAAAUACCCUCCAGGACUCUUUGCUAAUGAAUGCAAAGAAGGGAAAGAAGGUCUUGAUUGUAGCACGGUAGCACCAGCAACAGCACCUCCAACUGAUAAAGAGUCUCUCCAUGCGAGCGGAGGCAUGUUAGUGGCAAAACAGUCUUUGUCGUUGAUGUUCUUGGGUGGGUUUGUUGCGCUUCUGCUUCAGUUUUUCUGAAGUAAAUUGCCUUUGUAAAGAAAAUGUGAAGGUAUCGUCCUGCGGGCUUAUAUACUUUGUGCGGAUGUUGUGGCUUUUCCUCCCCAAUGCCAUAGAGAGCUGCUAUUCUUUUAUAAGAGAUGUCUUAAAUUAUGGCUAGAUAAUGCGACUGUGCAUAGCCUCUGCAGAUUGUAGUUCCAUUGUUUCACAGGGACGAUUGCAGAUGGCUUUGUUUCCCUCUUUUUGUUUGUAACUCAAAAUGUUUUGCCGAGUACCUCGUAUUUCCAACUUCACGUCGCACGUGACAUUCUUUG
Molecule: messenger RNA, 1076 nt
Organism: Rhodamnia argentea
Lineage: Eukaryota; Viridiplantae; Streptophyta; Magnoliopsida; Myrtales; Myrtaceae
Product: GPI-anchored protein LLG1-like
Exons: 3
Coding region: 265-783 (172 amino acids)
Source: RefSeq, a predicted model, not a curated record